GCUUGUCAAACCACAGAUGCGAGCAAGUGGGAGCUUGCCAUGAAGGACGAGAUGAAGUCCUUGAUCUCAAAUCAGACAUGGGAACUAGUCAAGUUACCCAUGGGAAAGAAAGCGCUUCACAACAAAUGGGUGUCUCGGGUGAAGGAAGACCAUGAUGGUUCCAAGAGAUACAAAGCUCGACUGGUUGUCAAAGGAUUUCAGCAGAAAGAAGGAGUUGACUAUACUGAAAUCUUUGCUCCAGUUGUAAAGCUCAAUACUAUCAGGACUGUGCUAA
Messenger RNA from Striga hermonthica, 274 nucleotides. The record is from the annotation of a GenBank genome assembly. NCBI's taxonomy places the organism in Eukaryota, Viridiplantae, Streptophyta, Magnoliopsida, Lamiales, Orobanchaceae.